Molecule: messenger RNA, 2192 nt
Organism: Momordica charantia (bitter melon)
Lineage: Eukaryota; Viridiplantae; Streptophyta; Magnoliopsida; Cucurbitales; Cucurbitaceae
Product: vacuolar sorting-associated protein (DUF946)
Source: RefSeq, a predicted model, not a curated record
ACAGUUUUCAAACUUUUUUCAACUCCUUUAAAUUCACAAACAAUUCCGUUGAAGCUUCCCCUCUCUCUGUUUCGCUCGAAAACAGCAGAGGAAUUGGGAUAAGGAAACAAAGAGACGGAAGAUCUGCGGAAGAAAUUAAACAAGAAAAUUGUGGGUUUCAUCAGAAAUUGGUGGGUUUGAUUGAAGGAUGAUCGGGUGGAAUUGUUGGUGCUGCAAUGGCGUCGCCGAUCCUCAAGAUUUCUCCUUUUCAGAUCCUCAACCCUUCUCUCUUCCUUCGCCGCUUCCCGAUUGGCCUCAAGGAAAAGGUUUUGGCAGUGGAAGAAUAAGCCUUGGAGAGAUAGAAGUUUCCAAGAUCACAGAAUUUAAGAAAGUUUGGAGAUGCAGCCAGGGUGCCACAUUUUACAGGCCUCAGGCAAUCCCAGAUGGCUUUUUAUGCCUUGGUCACUACUGCCAGCCCAGUAACCAGCCAUUGAGAGGCUACGUUCUUGUUGCUCGGGAUGCAUCGGAAGUCAACUCGGUCAUUGAAUCUUCAGCUUUGAAGCGCCCCGUGAACUAUACCUUAAUCUGGAGUUCUGGUUUACAUGGAGAGGAUUUUGGUUUUAUUUGGCAGCCUAAUCCCCCGGUGGGUUACAAAGCCAUGGGAUUCUUGGUCACUAGCGAGCCGGAGGAGCCUGCUCUUGACGAUAUCCGAUGCGUGCGAGCUGAUCUUACCGAGAGAUGCGAGACUAGUGACGUAAUUCUUUCCCUGAGGUCGAAAUCUAAUGUGUUCCAUGUUUGGAAAACAAGACCCUGUGAAAGGGGAAUUUACCAGAGAGGUGUUUCCAUUGGCACAUUCUUUGCCUCCACUUUCUUUAAAGAGUUUCUAAAUAUUGCCUGCCUGAAGAAUCUCAAUCCCACAUUAGAAGGAAUGCCAAACCUGAACCAGGUUGAGGCACUCAUUGGGCAUUAUGGGCCAACCGUAUUCUUUCACCCCGGCGAGGCAUACUUGCCAUCAUCGGUGCCAUGGUUUUUCAAAAACGGUGCUCUUCUUUAUCGAAAUGAUGGCAUGAAGGGCGAGCCUAUUGACAUUGGAGGUUCCAAUUUGCCCUGUGGAGGGGAAAAUGAUGGGGAGUACUGGAUUGAUCUGCCAAUGAACAAAAAUGCGAGAGAGACUUUGAAGAGUGGUGACAUCGCAACCGCAAGACUCUAUGUUCAUGUUAAACCAGCACUAGGAGGAACUUUUACUGAUAUUGUGAUGUGGGUUUUCUGCCCCUUUAAUGGACCAGCAACUCUCAAAGUUAGUUUCCUGAGCAUCAAUCUGAAAAAGGUUGGGGAGCAUGUUAGUGACUGGGAACACUUCACGCUUCGAAUCAGCAACUUUUCUGGGGAGCUAUGGCAAGUGUACUUCUCGGAGCACAGCAGGGGGGAAUGGGUCGAGGCUUUCGACUUGGAGUUCAUUCAGGGCAAUAAGCCGAUUGUAUAUUCGUCGAAACAUGGUCAUGCUAGCUUCCCACAUCCUGGGACCUAUCUUCAGGGGUCAUCAGGAAUUGGAGUGAAGAACGAUGCAGCUCGAAGCAAGUUUUCCAUAGACUCAAGCAUCAAAUAUGAAAUCAUUGCUGCUGAGUAUCUUGGCAACGGCGUCGUUGUUGAACCAAAUUGGUUGCAGUACAUGAGAGAAUGGGGUCCAACCAUAAUGUAUGAUGCGAGAUCAGAGAUCGAAAAACUGAUCGACCUCCUCCCAUUGUUUGUCCGAUUUUCCUUGGAAGACCUUCUCGCUCUGUUCCCGACCGAGCUCUACGGUGAAGAAGGACCAACUGGACCAAAGGAGAAAAACAACUGGUUUGGAGAUGAAAGAUGCUAGACUAUAAAGGUAUACUCAACCAUACAAAGAUAUCAAUCAACAUGGACAAAAUAUGAAUAGGUAUAUUGCUUAACUUUUUGAAAUGGCUAUUAUGAAUCUGCAGAUUGGUCAAAGAUUGGCAAAUUGCCUACAAACUUUUGUAAUGUAUUUAGCUUGAUAAAUUAACAGUGCACUGUUCUUGCUGCAAAUACAAGUUCGUUCGAGGGGAUUGUUAUUGAGUGCGGUCUCGACACGUACAAAAAUGUGUGUUACAUUUUUCAUUGUGAAAGCAUAGAGUUCCAGUCAUCCAUGGAAUGAUUGAGAAUGGAUGAGAAAUUGAGAGUAAUGAGAAAACGACUUGGAUUUGAUUGAA